Chelonia mydas (Green sea turtle) is the source of this 5806-nucleotide messenger RNA. RefSeq names its product protein PML. Gene Ontology annotation, cellular component: chromatin; nucleoplasm; PML body. Bases 135 to 3392 code for a protein of 1085 amino acids. The record is from RefSeq and is a predicted model, not a curated record. Gene Ontology annotation, molecular function: zinc ion binding; ubiquitin-protein transferase activity. Gene Ontology annotation, biological process: PML body organization; positive regulation of DNA-templated transcription; intrinsic apoptotic signaling pathway in response to DNA damage. The transcript is spliced from 9 exons. Lineage: Eukaryota; Metazoa; Chordata; Testudines; Cheloniidae.
AACAGGAAGAGAGGUUAUUUUCCCUUCUCAGAAAUCGAAACUUACCAGCCAGAACCUGCUGAAGCAAUUACUCAGCAGAGGAGUGUCCAGAUCCCACAGAUACAGUUCUGAUAGAGGCAGGGCCUCCAUGGACUAUGGCUCUCUCGUCCCAGGGGAGCCCAGGCAGCCUGCAGACACAGGCAAUGGAGGAAGAAUUCCAGUUCCUGCUCUGCCAGGGAUGCCGGAAAGAACCCAGAAAUCCUAAGCUCCUGUCCUGCCUUCAUACCUUGUGCUCCAACUGCCUGGAAGAGAACAAGCCUGUUGGCCAGUGCCCCAUCUGCCAUGCUCCCAUCCCACAAGCCAGUGGGAUCCCAGACCAGGACAACCUGCUCUUUGCCAAUCUGCAGGCCAAGCUGAGCACCUACCAGAAGAUCGUCAAAGGCUGUGACCUGGUCUGUGACAACUGUGGGCAAGAGGGAGAGUUCUGGUGCUCUGACUGUGAGGAGUUCCUUUGUGUCAAGUGCUUUGAGACCCAUCAGAGGUAUCUAAAGCGAGAGAGCCAUGAGGCCAAGGCGGUGAGGGAUCUCAAGGUGGGAUCUGCCAGGGAGUUCCUUGGUGGUUCCAGGAAGCUCAGUAACUUGUCCUGUCCCAAUCCAACCCAUGCGAACCAGAUGCUGAGCAUCUACUGCAGAGAGUGCCAAAAACCUAUCUGCUGCAUCUGUGCUCUGCUGGACAGCCGGCACAUGGGCAAGCACUGUGAUAUCAAGGUGGAAAUUCAGCAGAGGCAGCAGGAGUUGGGGAGCAUGAGUGAAGAGCUGAAGAAGAAGGAGGAAAUCUUCCAAGAUGCCUAUAGUAACCUGAAGAGCAAAGCUGACCACCUGGACCAAGUGAUGACAGAAACCCAGGAGCUGAUCCGAAAGAGAGUCAAGCAGAUGGUUCAGCUGAUCAGAGAGAAGGAGCAGGAGCUGCUGGAGAUGGCAGAGAGGCAGCACCACCUGGGGAACAAGGAGCUGGAGGGGAAGCUGCAGCAGACAGAAGCCGUGCUCAAAAGGAUGGGGGCCAGUGAGCAGCUAGUGGAGAAGAUGCAUCUCUAUGCAUCAGACCAGGAGGUGAUGGACCUGCACCCCUUCAUUAAGGGGUCACUGGAGGAGCUCAGGAAGCUGCAGCCCCUGGCUGUGGGAGUCAGUGUCCAGGCUGAAGGCUUUGCCAAGUGUAAAGCCAGACUCCAGGCUCUGUUUGAAAGAGUGACUGGGGACAGAGGUACCUCUGCUCCCCAACGGGCCCCCCCGUCGGAGGACGAGAGCACUGUGACGCUCAGCCUUGAGCCUCUGCAUCCUCCAGAGGCUUCCCACCAGCAGAGACACCUCCCUGCCAAUGACAAUGAAGGGUUGCUCUCCCAUGAGGACCCCACGUGUCCCCCCAGCUCCCAGGCUGAGCCCCACCCACCUGAGGAUGAAGGAGGAGAUGUCUGUCCAGCUAACCAAGGUGAUGGCUCUCCAAUACUACCGACCACUCCACUAGCCCAGGUGCGAAGGAAGGGGGAGGAGGAGACCACCUCCAGGCAGCUCACAAAUGCUGAGGUGGAAAUCCCAAGUGUCCGUGGGGGGAUAUGGGGCCCUCUGGCCUCAGAGCAUGGGGAUUUAGCGGCCCGGCCCAGGGCCAGUGUGAGCCAGGCAGACAGUCUCCUGGUGUUAGGCAGCAGCAUCCUGAAAGGACAGAAAAGGACAAACAGGCACCUGCUGUCUAUGUUGCGUGGGAUCACAUCCAUCUCCCGCUCCCUCCACACCCUCACCUCGGCCUUGAUUCCCUUUCUGCAGGAUACCACUAGCUGGUGGCAAGCCAUGCAGCAGCCUCCUCCAGCCCCUCCCGGCUCAGGGAGCCCACCCCUCCCUGAGACCAUGGGCUUGUCCGUGCCAUCACUGCCCUUGGACCUGCUGGACCUGUUCCUUCCUGACACCCCGGAGGGCAGUGUCUCCCUGCUUCCAGCAGCACCCAUUGUCCAUUGCUCCAGCAACCACUCCAUCUUCCCUCCUCCCCAGGCAUCUACCUCCUCCACCAAGCUACCUGUGCAACCCCAGCCUGUUUGCUCCUGCAAACAGGCAGGAGAGAGGGCUGGGACAGGAGAGGGGGCCUGGACAGGAACCGGCACAUCGAUGGAUCAUGGCAGAGAAGCUGCCCCAGCUAGAUCCAUAGAUAAUUCCAGCAAGGCCCCUUCGUUGUUGAAGAGGAAAGGAGUCCAAACCGAGGCCCCUGCGAAGGUGAUCAAGACUGAAGCUGAUGCAGGCAAAUGGGAGCAAUCAGCAAGGAAGCACCAACAGAAUUUGCUGGAACAACCGGGGACCAGCUCCUCAACAGCAAGCAACUCUUCAUGUGUGACUGACAGCUUCAGUGCAGCCAAAGUAGCUGACUUGCUGGAAAAUAACAUCUAUGAACCAUGUGAGCCAGAUGAUCCCACGGUUUGUUUGGACAGCUCUGAAGGGGAUGACAGCGAUGAAGAGUCAACAGACUCUAGUCUGCCAGACGACAUCAACAGCGUCAGUUGUGAGAGCAGCAAGGGAGACCUCCUGGCCUUUCCUGCUGGCAGCCUGAGGGAGCUCAACACGAGACAAGCAUCACUGCUCUUCUUUGACCUCAAGUUCUUGACAGCGAAUAAAAUCCUUCAGCUGGCUCUGGUGGAUGGAGAAAAGAACUUUACCAUCUUGAUUCAGCCUCUGAAAUCUUUGCCUGGCUUGAUCUCAAAAGGCGGCGUCUGUGAGAUUGGUGUGAAGACUUUAUUCCACUACCUCUGCUCUGUCCACAAACCCAUCUUAGCAGGGUAUGACCUCUGGUCACCAGCCCUUCCUAUCCUUUUUCAAUCCCUGGAUCUCAUUAGCAAGAAAGAGGAGUUUAGUGCAGCUGUCUUUGGUUUCCUGGACAUCUUGCCCCUGAUUAAAGAGAAGAUCCCCAAGGCUGGGAGUUACAAACUGAAGAACCUGGCCAACACUUACAUUUGGCGGCAGCUCAGUGAUAACAGCCCCCUGGAGAACGCAAAGGCCCUAAGGGAUCUGUGCACAGUUCUGGAGAUUGAUCCAGUGGAGGACCCGAGGCCUGUGCUCACCUGCUCUAAUCUGGAAUGUUAUGCUUCCCUUCAGCCAUUGCUGAAUGAGAAACUUCUCACUAAGCCUUCGGUGCGGAUGCUGUCCAUGCACAACAUGAGCCUUUCCAAGCUCCACACCUUAUACCUGAGGGACCCUGAGAAAGGGCUGCAGAAGUUCUGCAGGUUCUUCAAUUCUCGGCUGCAGAGCUCUGAGAAGAAAAUCCGAAAGCUAAGUAAGAUCAAAGCCCAUUUCCAAAGCCCACAGCCAUCAGCUGGGCACCAAGCAGCAGCAGCAAAUGAACUGCCACGAGCAAUAAAGAGUGAGCCAGACUGCUGAAGUACAUCUACAGCUCAGACAAAUAUAUCUGUGCAUGGCACCUCAGGCAUGAGGCUGAGCAGCAACAUUCAGCUCUGAGGUCCAGACUCCACCAGAAUUCAAGAAGUUCAGAUUCACCGUCUUCAGUUUGGCCCAUUAUCUAGAGCAGGGCCUGUUGCAAAGCUCACAUCUAGAUCUGAACUAUGAAUUUCUGGGUUGCUUGGAUCAGGUGUUCUGGGGGGCAGGGGACUCUCUCUCCCCCCCUUUGUAUUUAUUUCAUAUACAAAACUUUGUUAAGCUGAAGUGCUUAGGGCACUACCCUAGGACUUUGGAGACAUGGGUUCAAGUCCCUGCUCCACCACAGACCUCCUGUGUGACCUGGGGCAAGUCGUGUAGCCACUCUCUGCCUUAGUUUCCCAUCUGUGCAUUGGGGAAAAUAGUCUCGCCCUGCCUCACUGGAGUGUUAGGAGGCGGUGGUUACGUCCUAUUCAGGCCUGUCUGUAGAGGCCUAUACUCUAAGAAUUUAGGUGUAUUCUUAUCACUUGGCUAGUUAUAGAGGUAUAAAAGAAAGAAUCAAAAUCACUGUCUGCUGGUGUAAGGUCCUUCUCUUACUGUGACAGUCUGAGGCCCUGUUCUUAGGCUAAGGCCUUUGGCUAAGCAACAGAGGCAGCCAUAAGCUGGGAAGCGACCGGUCACAUCCUCACAUUCCAACCUAGUCACAUUGAAAUAAGGUGCUAUUGGGCUGUUAGGAAUACAAUCCUGUCCUGAUAAUGCCUAUCGCCUCCAGAGAAAGGGAAGUGCUUAGAAAAUGUAAAAGGAAACUUAGUUUGAUAGCAUCCUGUCUGGCAAGAACUCACUUUUCAAUAGCUGGGAUGUGAAAUCCUCACUUCUGUAUUGUUUUGUCAUUAUAGUUCCCACUUUGCUAUUGUUUUUCUGCAUAAUCUCUGUCUGGUUCUGUGAUUGUUCCUGUCUGCUGUAUAAAUAGUUUUGCUGGGUGUAAACUAAUUAAGGUGGUGGGAUAUAAUUGGUUACAUAAUCAUGUUACAAUAUGUUAGGAUUGGUUAGUUAAAUUUCAGGAAAAUGAUUGGUUAAGGUAUAGUAAAGCAGAACUCAAGUUUUACUAUAUAGUCUGCAGUCAAUAAGGAAGUGAAGGGGGGGAAAUGGAAACAGGAAAUGGGGGUGGGGAAACUGGAAUCAUGUUUGGCUAAGGGCAGGAAUGGGAACAGGGACACAGGUAAGGUUCUGUGGUGUCAGAGCUGGGAAGAGGGACACUAAGGAAGGAAGCUGGAAUCAUGCUUGCUGGAAGUUCACCCCAAUAAACAUGGAAUUGUUUGCACCUUUGGACUUUGGGUAUUGUUGCUCUCUGUUCAUGCGAGAAGGACCAGGGAAGUAAGUGGGUGAAGGAAUAAGCCCCCUAACACUGGGCAUUGGGGAAAAUAGUCUCGCCCUGUCUCACUGGAGUGUUAGGAGGCGGUGGUUAUGUCCUAUGGAAACAAAUAAGUACCCAAGAUAGACCGAAAUCAGGGUUGCAGAGCCAUAUCAGUGGCUUGAGGACAUACUGCCUGUCAGGAAUGUUAGAGUUAAAGUCCCUCAAGCAUUAAACCCCCCCAAAGGUGCAGAGUUAAGGGUGCUACUCUGAGCAGGACUCAUGGUAGUAAUAACACUGCAAUCUGACCAUACGUGGUUUCCACCAGUGCUGCCAUGAUUGGAGCUGCACCAGUAGUUAUGGGACCUAAUUUUCCUAGUGCAGACAAGACCUGUGUUACCUGAUGUAUCCAUUUCCUCACAUAGACUUGUUUCUGUUUGGUGUAUGGACCAGAUACUCAGAAGUGUGUAGGCACAUAACUCCUAUUGAGAGUCAGGUACCUAAAUACCUUUGAGGAUCUGGACCUACGUGACCAGAGGGAGGACUCUGUCUAUCCAGCCAGUACUUCCUUGUAUUUAUUAUCACCAUCAGCCUGUAGAGUAAGCAACUUUUAUACAAUUAUAUGCACAAGAAUUGCCUCUGUGAUUGAUUCAGGGGGCUGGACUUGAUGACUUUUCACAGUCCCUUCCAGCCUUACAUGUCUAUUACGUGUGAAUACAGAAACACGGCUGCUACUCUGAAACAUGUCUAUGAUUGUGGCAGCAGCACACGGGGCAAGGGGAAUUUUAAUUAUAAUAAAAUGAAAUGUCUUUGCUCCACUCUAUAAGUGUGGCCUAGAUCCUCAAAGAUAUGGCACCUAACUCCCAUUGAUUUCAUGCAAGGUAGGAGCUUAAAUACCCUGGAGGAUCUGGAUGUGUUUUCCUACUUACCCUGUGCAUUUCCUGCUACUUUUCAAUGUAGAUUGUAAAUUCCUUGGGACAGGGAAUCCAUUGUCAUUGGUGUUUGUAAAGGGCCAGGCACCUGUAUGUAAUCAUGUAAGUAAGAAAUAAAAUUCAUAAUUUGAUAUGAA